Molecule: messenger RNA, 1272 nt
Organism: Sinocyclocheilus grahami
Lineage: Eukaryota; Metazoa; Chordata; Actinopteri; Cypriniformes; Cyprinidae
Product: FAD-linked sulfhydryl oxidase ALR-like
Exons: 3
Coding region: 98-679 (193 amino acids)
Biological process (GO): liver development
Cellular component (GO): mitochondrion
Molecular function (GO): flavin-dependent sulfhydryl oxidase activity; flavin adenine dinucleotide binding
Source: RefSeq, a predicted model, not a curated record
GAAGAAGUUUGUUUUCAAGCGUAUUUUGAUAAUGCAGAUUUUUUUAGCGGAGAUCUGGCAACCCUGGUAGUACAUAACACAACGUGCGAUUUUAAACAUGGCAGCUCCUGCCGGGUCGCCGUCUUCGACGCAUAACACCGCGGGUAUGGAGGGCUUCCCGUUCCCCGUGGCUGGCAGACCGCCCGAGGAAAGCACGAGUAAGGAUCAGACCACUACCGGAGAACCGAAAAAGAAACCGUGCCGAGCGUGUAUGGAUUUUAAAUCAUGGAUGAAGUUGCAGAAACAGACGUCCUCCGCUUCAGUGCAGGAGAGCAGGGCGGUGGAGGAGGCUAAGCCUGUUGAAUGCCCUCUGGACAGAGAGGAACUGGGCAGGAGCUCAUGGUCUAUUCUUCACACUAUGACUGCAUAUUAUCCAGACGCACCGACCACAGAACAACAGGGGGAGAUGACACAGUUCAUCAAUCUCUUCUCAAAGGUUUUCCCAUGUGAUGAAUGUGCAGAGGACCUGAGAUCAAGAUUGAAAACGAAUCAACCAGAUGCUAGCAGUCGGCACAACCUCUCACAGUGGAUGUGUCGCCUCCAUAAUGACAUCAACAUCCGAUUAGGCAAGCCAGAGUUUGACUGCAGCAAGGUGGAUGAGCGGUGGCGAGAUGGCUGGAAAGAUGGAUCUUGUGACUGAAAACCUCCAACACAAUCAUGAACAUGAGCAAUAUGCAGCCACAAACACUGAUUCUCUGGACCUGUCCUUUUCGUUACAAGUACCAUUCAGGAGUCAUGCAUAAACAUGAUACAUGUUGACUUUGCACUAAUUGAUAAGAGUGAUUUAUUCAUAUAUAUAGUUUUCUGUAUUGUGCUUUUAAUCAAGAGCAUUGCUGUCUACAAGUGUAUGGCAUUAUGUCCCAUAUUAUUUUGUAAUUAUUGAGCUCUCUGUGGAUGUGAACAGCCCAGAGGCAACUGGAUGAGCUUUGUAAAAAUCUGUGCGACAGCUGGAAACACAAAUACUUUGUUUAGAGCAGUGGUUCUCAGUAUUUUUAACUUCAAGAUCCCUCAUUGUAAAACAAUAACUGAAUAUUCCCCAAGAUAUUUCUGCUAGAAUGAGAUGGCUGCUCAUUUAGAAAUAUUUUAUUGACAGAAACGUGGAGUGGCAAUUAAAGGAAUAGUUUAAGAAUGAAAAGAUUGCUGAAAAUUCAUUUACCAUCAUGCUAUCCAAAAUGUACAUGAGUUUGUUUCUUCAUUAGAAAAGAUUUAGAGAAAUUCAUAUAUUUAUAUCAG